Eufriesea mexicana is the source of this 1872-nucleotide messenger RNA. RefSeq names its product Bifunctional lysine-specific demethylase and histidyl-hydroxylase NO66 (gene NO66). Lineage: Eukaryota; Metazoa; Arthropoda; Insecta; Hymenoptera; Apidae. Bases 19 to 1872 code for a protein of 617 amino acids. Gene Ontology annotation, cellular component: nucleolus. Gene Ontology annotation, molecular function: histone H3K4 demethylase activity; histone H3K36 demethylase activity. The transcript has 6 exons. The record is from RefSeq and is a predicted model, not a curated record.
UCAAGUCACAAUUACAAAAUGCUUAAACAUCGUGAACCAAUAUCUGCAUUUGCUAUGCAUGCUAUGAAACGUAAAAAUGUAGAAAUAUCGUUGAAAUCAAAAAAAUUGAAAAGAAAACACACUUCUCCAGAAGAAAGAAUAGUUUUAAAAAAUGAUUCAAAACGCAGGAUCCAAGAAACAGCAAAGCAAACUACGGAGAAAGAUAUUCAAGAAAUAAACAAAGUUCCAAUAAGUAAAAUUCACAAUGCAAACAAAAAGAAUAAUUCUUCUAUGAUUUCUAAAAAAAAUAAAUCAAUUCGAAGAUCAAUACGUAAACGAGAAAAUAAAAAAGGAAUUCUAAUUCCUGAUUUAAAGAAAGCAGAAUCAAACAAAAAAUUAAAAAGUUCCCUUUCAAUGAUGAAUAGGGGUGUUGCAAAAAUGAAACAAAUUAAGCAAAAACAACAAAAGCAGAUAAAAAGCAAAAGAUUAAUCAAAAAUAUUACUCAGGAAACUGCUUGUGCUAAUGAUGGAAUAAUUGUAGAAAAUCAUGAGAAUCCUCUACAUGUAAGUUACUCAAUGUUUGAAUGGUUAAUACACCCUUUGAAAGUGGUAGACUUUUUUGAGAAGAAUUGGGAAAAAACACCAGUUCAUGUAAAGAGAAAUUUUCCUAAAUAUUAUAAAUUGCUUAUGUCUACUUCAAUGUUAGAUAAAAUAUUAAGGGAAUCUUAUAUAUUAUUUACAAAAAAUAUUGAUAUUACUUCAUAUGAAAAUGGUAUGAGAGAAACACAUAAUCCUGUUGGUCGUGCAAUUCCAAGUGUUGUUUGGGAUUAUUAUAUGAAUGGAUGUUCUGUUAGAAUGUUGAAUCCACAAACAUAUAUAUCAAAAUUACAUUCGUUAAAUGCCACACUUCAGGAAAUUUUUGGUUGUUUUGUUGGUGCAAAUUCCUAUCUAACACCUCCUAAUAGUCAAGGAUUUGCACCACAUUAUGAUGACAUUGAAGCCUUUAUAUUACAGAUCGAAGGUAAAAAAAGAUGGAGAUUAUACAAACCACGAAAUGAGAAUGAAUACUUGCCAAGGUAUUCUUCAAAAAAUUUUUCACAAUCUGAGCUUGGUGAACCUAUAGUAGAUACAGUUGUAAAUGCAGGAGAUUUGUUAUAUUUUCCACGAGGAACAAUUCAUCAAGGUGAAACUAUUGAUGACACACAUAGUCUUCAUAUUACGCUAAGCGUCUAUCAAAGAAACAGUUGGGGUGACUUUUUAGAGAAGUUGCUACCAAAUGCAUUAACAACUGCUAUAGGAACGAAUAGUGAAUUUCGAAAGGGAUUACCUAUUAAUUGUCAAAAACAGUGUGGAUAUGUACAUUCUGAGACUCAAAAUAAUAUCAAAGAUGAAUUUAAAGAAAAAAUAAAACAUUUUCUUCAUAAAUUAGUAGAAUAUAUUGACAUUGAUACAGCUGCAGAUUUAAUGGCAAAAAAUCAUAUUCAUGACUUUUUACCACCUAUUCUCUCUGAAACUGAACAGAAAUGUUCUGCUGUCCAAGAUGGUGAAAGGAUGACUGAAAAUGGUAUUGUAGAAAACAGAGUGGAAAUAGAACCCGAUACUAGAAUUCGGUUAUUAAGGUCUCAUUGUAUAAGGCUAAUUAAAGAAAAUGAGAUAUUUAAGAUAUACUAUUCUAGUGAAAAUUCUAAGGAAUAUCAUGAGUAUGAACCACAGUUUUUAGAAGUUAGUGAGGAAUUUGUACCUGCUAUUAGAGAUAUAAUAUUGCGAUAUCCUGAAUUUAUACGUGUAGAAGAUUUACCAAUUGAUGGUGAAGAUAAUAAGAUACAGAUAGUCAAAGAUCUUUGGGAAAAAUGUCUUGUUGUAACGGACAAACCAUUAUGUGUAUUGGAAUAA